Molecule: messenger RNA, 5105 nt
Organism: Salvelinus sp. IW2-2015
Lineage: Eukaryota; Metazoa; Chordata; Actinopteri; Salmoniformes; Salmonidae
Source: RefSeq, a predicted model, not a curated record
AAAAGCACCGGAAGUUGUUGUGGGUGGACCGUUCUUAUAAUAGCUUAUUAUAGGGUGGACAUGGCAUUUUGCUAACUGACCCUUGCAUGUAUAUUUUUUUCUUCCGUUUAACCAACAAGUUCUUUUGGAACAUCAUACCAAACCUAACUUUGUCAAUUUGCAGAUCUCCGGCAGCCCCCUCCUGAGCAAGAUGAGUGCGGACGGGGGAGGCAAGCCUGCCAAGGUGGGCUCGGUGGUGGAGGUGAUCGGUAAGGGCCAGCGUGGCACGGUGGCGUAUGUGGGCGCCACGCUCUUUGCCACGGGCAAGUGGGUGGGUGUGAUCCUGGACGAGCCCAAGGGCAAGAAUGAUGGCACGGUCCAGGGGAAGAGAUACUUCCAGUGUGAUGAGAACUGCGGCAUCUUUGUGCGCCAGUCCCAGAUCCAGCUAGUGGAAGAUGGUGCCACCUCUCCAGACAUCCCAGAGUCUUCCACUGCCAAGUUCCUGUCCAAGCAGAAAGACAUCCCUGAGGUUCCAAAAUCAGUCAAACAGACGCCCAUUUCCAAGAAGUCCGUCACCCGUCGUAGCACCAAGUGGAACACUCCAGGUCGUCUCUCCUCCGCCAGCUCCCUCCCCUCCCUCCUCAUGGCUCCCCGGGCCAUCGGUCUGUCCAGCUCUCGGUCCAGGGAGGAUGUCAGCGAGGGCAGCCUAUCUUCCAAGGGUGCGCUGGGGGCUCCUGUCGUCCCCCUGCCCAGCGGCAUCCCCACCACGUCCGGAGCUCAAACCCCCGCCACCCCUAGCAAGGAGGAAGAGUCUCUGCGUGGCCAGGUGAAGGACCUAGAGGAGAAGCUGGAGACCCUGAAGAUGAAGCGGGCGGAGGACAAGGUCAAGCUGAAGGAGCUGGAGAAACACAAGAUUCAGCUGGAGCAGCUCCAGGAGUGGAAGACCAAGAUGCAGGAGCAGCAGACUGACCUGCAGAAACAACUCAAAGAGGCCAAGAAGGACGCCCGGGAGGCAUUGGAGGCCAAGGACCGCUAUAUGGAGGAGAUGGCAGACACGGCGGACGCCAUCGAGAUGGCCACCCUGGACAAGGAGAUGGCCGAGGAGCGGUCCGAAAGCCUGCAGGUGGAGGUGGAGUCGCUGAAGGAGAAGGUGGAGGAACUCACCAUGGACCUAGAGAUCAUUAAACACGAGGUUGAGGAGAAAGGUUCUGAUGGAGCUGCCUCUAGUUACCACGUAAAGCAGCUGGAGGAGCAGAACAGCAGGCUGAAAGAUGCUCUGGUCAGGAUGCGUGACCUGUCGUCGUCUGAGAAGCAGGAGCAUGUGAAGCUGCAGAAGCAGAUGGAGAAGAAGAAUGGAGAGCUGGAGACUCUGAGGACCCAGAAGGAGAAACUACAGGAGGAGAUGAAGCAGGCUGAGGCCACCAUCGAUGAGCUGAAGGAGCAGGUGGAUGCUGCUCUCGGGGCAGAGGAGAUGGUAGAGACUCUAACUGAGAGGAAUCUGGACCUGGAGGAGAAAGUCAGAGAGCUGAGAGAGACAGUCACUGACCUGGAAGCGAUCAACGAGAUGAAUGACGAGCUUCAGGAGAACAGCCGAGAGACAGAGAUGGAGCUGAGGGAGCAGUUGGACCUGAACGGGGCCAGGGUGAGAGAGGCCCAGAAGAGAGUGGAGGCUGCUCAGGAGACUGUAGCAGACUAUCAGCAGACCAUCAACAAGUACCGCCAGCUCACUGCCAGCCUGCAGGAUGCCAACAAGGAACUGACCAGUGCUCAGAAUGCCAACGCAGAGCAGGUCCAGCAGCCACCAGCUGAGCUGUUUGACUUCAAGAUCAAGUUUGCUGAGACCAAGGCCUACGCCAAGGCCAUAGAGAUGGAGCUGAGGAAGAUGGAGGUGGGCCAGGCCAACAGACAGGUGUCUCUCCUCACAUCCUUCAUGCCCGACUCCUUCCUGCGUCACGGAGGAGACCACGACUGUAUCCUGGUGCUGCUGCUCAUACCAAGACUCAUCUGCAAGGCUGAGUUGAUCAGUAAGCAGGCCCAGGAGAAGUUUGAUCUGAACGGUAACCCCGUGGAGAGGACUGGGGUGAAGAUGAGAGGACCACCUGGAGAACAGCUCAGCUUCGCCUCAGGACUGGUCUACUCUCUCACCCUGCUGCAGGCCACGCUGCACAAAUACCAACAAGCUCUGAACUGCUGCAGUGUGCAGGUGUAUACGCAGAUGGGGACUCUCUACUCAGAGAUGAGUGUCCAUGAGCGUUCCCUAGACUUCUUCAUUGACCUGCUGCACAAAGACCAGCUGGAUGAGACUGUACACGUGGAGCCUCUCACCAAGGCCAUCAAGUACUACCAGCAACUAUACAGCAUCCACCUAGCUGAGCAGACUGAAGACUGCACCGUGCAGCUGGCUGAUCACAUCAAGGUCAUUCAGAGUGUGUUGGAUUGUAUGGGGGCUGAGGGCCUUCCUACACUACUGACUCUGUGUGUGUGUGUGUGUGUAUAUUAUCUAUCUCUGUUAUUUACCUUCUGCAGUGACAUCAAACAGUUCUGUAAGAAGAUCAGACGCAGGAUGCCAGGGACCGAUGUACCAGGGGUGCCAGCUGCUCUGUCUUUUGGAUCCCCAGUGUCGGAGACGCUGACGGACUGCAGGCGUCAGCUGACACGGGUGGUUGCCGUGCUACAGGAGGUGGCUGCGGCGGGGGCACAGAUGGUCGCCCCUCUCGGGGAGCAGGAGGGGCUCAACGCUCUAAAACUGGAUGACGUGGCCUUCAAGGCUGUUGAACAGGUGUAUGGGUCCCAAGGUCUAAACCCCCAUGAGUGUCUGCGUCAGUCCUGCAGCGCUGUCAUCUCCACCAUGAACAAGAUGGCCACUGCCCAUGCGGAGGGAGAGUAUGAUGCUGAGAGACCACAGGGAAAGGCUCCCCCAGUAGAGGCUCGUGCAGCAGCCCUCAGGGCAGAGAUCACUGAUGCAGAGGGCCUGGGAGUCAAACUGGAAGACAGAGACACUGUCAUCAAGGAGCUCAAGAAGUUACUUAAGAUCAAGGGAGAGGAGUUGAGUGAAGCUCACGUCCGUCUCAGUCUCCUGGAGAAGAAGCUGGACACGUCGACUAAAGACGCAGACGAACGUGUGGAGAAGAUCCAGACCAAACUGGAUGAGACCCUGGCCCUGCUCAAGAAGAAAGAGAAGGAGUUUGAGGAGACCAUGGACGCCCUGCAGGCAGACAUCGACCAGCUGGAGGCAGAGAAGGCGGAGCUGAAGCAGCGUCUCUCCAGCCAAUCAAAGAGCACCAUCGAGGGCCUCAGGGCCCCGCCUGCCUCGGGCAUCGCCUCCAUCGUCACGGGAUCCGCCGGAGCCGCUCUUGCCCCAGGAGCAGGGGGUCUGUCUGGGCCCAUGCAGGUGGUGGACUCCCCUCUCCUCCGCCAGCAGGUGGAGGCUCAGAGACUGGGUAUCAAACACCUGAAGAACGAGAACAACAGACUCAAGGCAGAGAAGAUGAGAGCCCAGUUAGCCUCUCUCCCUCCCCUCCACGUCCCCAAGUUACACCUGAGAGAGGCCACCUCUUCCUCCUCUCCCCCUGCUGAGGGGCCUCUCCACGGGGCUCUCUACAGGAAGACGGAGCAGCUCCUGGGGACCCUGCUCAAGAUGACUGCCACAGUUAAAGUGGUCGACAUCACCGGGAAGACACCAGUGAGUGCUAGUGCUCAGCUCUUGGACCAGACGGCUCGGCUGCAGAGCCUGAGUGACGCCCUGGACAAACUGAAGGGUGAAGUGGCGGAGCAUGUGGUUUCUCAGCAGCCUGGGGCAAAGGUCUCCUCUGACUUUGCCACCUUUCCCAUUUCCUCUUUCGUCAAGGCGAAGGAGGGAGGCACGGUGUUUGUAGGCCGCGUGGCCAUCCCGUGUGCCAAGGGCCAGGAGCAGGUGCACCGUCUUGUCCUAUCACAGCAACACCUGCAGCAAGUGCACCGCCUCCUCAUAGCCUAAGACGACACCCCAUUGGCCUGCGUCCACAAGUGGACAGCAGGCUUCACCAAUCGGAGCCCAGCAGACACAAUUUUUUUCCUUCUUUUUUUCUUCAGUCUCUCACCUAAAGUUCCAGUCCAUUUCCUGUUGUUCCACAGAAUCUCUCAGGAUACGCUUUGUCACACUACACCACCUAGAAAUAGCAUUUUAAUUGCCAUCAGAGGCUUUAUGCCCCUUCUAGGAUGUCUAUUUCUAUCAUUUUUUCUAUGCCAAAGAGACACACACGUGUUCUCAUCGAGUACCUAAUAAUACUGUACAACUUAUUUUCUAUUGCACUUCAAGUCCUAAAUGAUUUUUUUUCAUCUCCUUUUGUUCUACUGUGGUGGUUUAUUAUUCGCCUACCUGCGUAUACCAGCAGUCAGCAGCACUUUAAUGUGUGCUUACCCUGUUUGGGGAUUUUGUUCAAUUGACUAUUGUUAUUCAUUUAUGACAGGCUAUUUCAAACCUAGGGUGUGUCUGAAAUUACACCCUAUUCCAUAUAUAGUCAAUAAGAAGAGGGUGGAAUGAAGUCCCAUAGCCAGUUGACACAUGUAACUUUUCUCACUGUAAAACUUAUGUUCAUUUGGAGUUGAUAUCUAUUUGCAUGUCAUUUCAUUAAGAUAGGAAGCUAAUUUAAUGUUUUUUUUAUUUUUAGUGUCAGUCCACUACUAGGACCUUUAUAGAUUUAAGAGAGAUAGCAGUAAGUGAACUUGUUACUCAGUAUUUGAAUUGUUUCACUGUGUUGUCUCUCUCAUUUUCAGUUAGCCAUUACACUAUGAAGGUCUAUCCACCAUAUGUACCUCGUGUCAAGACCUUUCACAUUAGUCACUAUUCAUGGUAACUGAUGAAGAAUGCAUGCAAGUAUAUCUGGGUGGAAGUAAAGAUAUCAUUUAAAGGUUUUUGGCUAGUGGUUAAGGUUAUAUGCAGACGGUCUCUAAAGCCGUGAUACUUUAACUACAAGUUUCUGUCAGACCGGGUGUUCAGUGCAGAUUGCAGAACAUUUACCAAAUGCAAAUGUUGAAGUAGUUCAGACCACACAGCGGACUGGAGUCUGUCCAUGGAUACAAACGACUAUACUGUACCUAACGACUAAUGUGUCCAAAACAGAACAAUAAAGAUCUUUUCAAAGUCA